Messenger RNA from Microthlaspi erraticum, 309 nucleotides. The record is from the annotation of a GenBank genome assembly. Lineage: Eukaryota; Viridiplantae; Streptophyta; Magnoliopsida; Brassicales; Brassicaceae.
AUGCCUCUGGUGAAGUUUGGGAGCAUUUGUACGAGCGGAUUGAGACUUCCUUCACAAAAUGGUCAAGUCGGCUCCGGGAAGGAGUUUCCUUGGCCAUUGAAGUUUGGCUCGUUCCUUUUCGUUUCUUCCUGCAUAAAAGUGUUAGUUAAGCUCAAAGAAGAGUUUUCCAACCGGUUGGCGCGCCUAUGCCGUGAUUUGGUUUUGUCGGCCAUAUUGCUUGCGCCAUCGGCCAGAAUGAGCUCCGUCGUCUAUCUCAUGAUCCGUGAUGAUUUCUCCGUCCUAUCUUUUGGAUUUGCCGACCAAAUGUGA